Molecule: messenger RNA, 5398 nt
Organism: Tympanuchus pallidicinctus (lesser prairie-chicken)
Lineage: Eukaryota; Metazoa; Chordata; Aves; Galliformes; Phasianidae
Gene: LTBP1
Product: latent transforming growth factor beta binding protein 1
Exons: 33
Coding region: 378-5342 (1654 amino acids)
Molecular function (GO): calcium ion binding
Source: RefSeq, a predicted model, not a curated record
GUCCCCUCCCUCCCCCCGCUCGCUCGCCCGCCGCACGACUCUUAAAGGCGUUUUUCAGCCCGGGCCGGCUCACAGACCGCGCGGAGCCCGGCACCGCUCGCAUCUGGUCCGCGUCGCUACCACCCCCCCGCUCCUCCUCCUCCCUGACCGGCUCGCCGCUCGCACCGCCGCCGUUCCCCAGCGAUGUGCUCCCGCUCCGCGGGACGCUGAACUCCGCGGGCGGCUCGGGGCGGGAGGGGCCGGCUCGGGGCGCUCUCCUUUCCCGGCCCCGUUGCGGGCUGGGGGCGGCGGGAGGAGGACGGCCCCGCGCCCCGCUGCGCGCGCCUCCCCCCCAGGCGCCGGGGGUCUCGAAGCUGGCGGGGGCUCCGGCCGCAGAGAUGGCUCGGAUCGGAUGGGGCUUCCUCCUGUGCGCCUGGGCGCUGCUCUCCCCGGCGCUCGCCGCCGCCGAGAAGGGCAGGCUGCGAAGGAUCACCUACGUGCUGCACCCCGGCCAGGCGGGAUCGGCCGGCGGCCGGCAGCAGCGCCCGGCCCUCCUCGCGGGGCAGCAGCAGCGCACCUUUAACGUGCAGCUCAACGCGCGCUACGGCACCGCGGAGCGCACGCGGCGGAUGAGCAAAGCGGGAGGCGCGGGAGUGCAGCUCCGCCUGGGCCCCGUCGGGCAGAGCCACUCCAACUCCGCCGCCUCCUCCUUCGCCAAGCCGGCCCGCUUCGGCCCGCGGCCCAAGCCUCCGCCGGGACCUCACGGCAACAGCAGCGGCGCGCCGCCCCGCCAGAAGCACCCGCUGCCGCCGCUACCGGGGGUCAACGUCUGCGGAGGGCAGUGCUGCCACGGCUGGAGCAAAGCCACGGGCUCGCAGAGGUGCAUCAAACCUAACUGUGCACCACCGUGCCAAAACGGAGGGAUGUGUCUGCGGCCUCAGCUCUGUGUGUGUAAGCCAGGAACAAAAGGCAAUUCCUGCGAGGAUACAGUCAUGCAAGACACGUCUUCCACUGGAGGCCGGAGCCCCGUUGUUCCCCCUUGGCCCAUCCCCCAGCAGGCUGCCCAGCAGGCCUUCUCCCAGAAGGUGCAAGUCCCACCGAAGGCUGGCCCUAUGCCUCAGAUGGCAUUCACCAUCAAGCAGAAGCCUCCUGUUGGAUUACCUCAGCAAAUGCAACCACAGAUGAUACCACUUUCAUCUCAGACACUGAUGAUGAAUCUUCAUCAUGGCCAAACACAGGAAUAUGUGAUCAAACCCAAAUAUUAUCCAGUAAAGAAAGUGGUUUCAGGAGAACAGUCCACUGAGGGCUCAUUACCGCUGAGACUCGGCCAAGACCAACUUGCGUCAUCUUUUCAAUUGGGAAAUCACACUGGUCGCAUCAAGGUGGUCUUUACACCCAGCAUCUGCAAAGUGACUUGUACCAAGGGCAACUGUCAGAACAACUGUGAGAAGGGAAAUACCACCACCCUCAUCAGUGAGAAUGGCCAUGCUGCUGACACGCUGACAGCCACUAACUUCCGAGUAGUUAUUUGCCAUCUUCCCUGCAUGAAUGGAGGCCAGUGCAGUUCUAGAGAUAAAUGCCAGUGCCCUCCUAAUUACACCGGCAAACUUUGUCAGAUCCCCGUGCAGAAUGGCAAUACUCCAAAACUGUACCAUCACCCACAACAAAUGAAUAAGGCUGUAGGAUCACAAAUUAUUCACUCAACUCAUACUUUACCACUGACAAUGUCUGGACAGCAAGGUGUAAAAGUGAAGUUCCCUCCUAACAUAGUGAAUAUCCAUGUGAAACAUCCCCCUGAAGCUUCAGUUCAGAUCCAUCAAGUUUCAAGAAUUGACAGUGCAUCAACAGGACAAAAAUCGAAAGUACCUCAGCCAGGACAUCCACAGGUCUCUUACCAAGGUCUUCCAUAUCAGAAGACCCAGAAAGGACAUGCUACUUACACAAAUCAACAACCCAUUCCUCAUGUGUUUCCUGUUUCAGUUAAAACUCAGCUUGGACGCUGCUUCCAGGAGACUAUUGGAACACAGUGUGGCAAAGCACUUCCUGGUCUUUCAAAGCAAGAAGACUGCUGUGGAACAGUGGGUACUUCCUGGGGUUUUAACAAAUGCCAGAAGUGUCCCAAGAAGCCAUCUUACCAUGGAUACAGUCCUAUGACAGAAUGCCCACAAGGCUACAAGAGGAUCAAUGCUACGUUUUGUCAAGAUAUCAAUGAAUGUCAGUUACAGGGAGUGUGCCCUAAUGGUGAGUGUUUGAAUACCAUGGGCAGCUACAGAUGUACCUGCAAACUGGGAUUUGUGCCAGAUCCUACCCUAUCAAGAUGCAUAGCUGAUAGUCCUAUGGUUGCUGAAGAGAAAGGACCCUGCUACCGGUUUGUUAGUGCAGGAAAGCAAUGCAUGCAUCCUCUUUCUGUGCAGCUCAGCAAGCAGCUUUGCUGUUGCAGUGUUGGAAAAGCCUGGGGCCCAAACUGUGAGAAGUGCCCCCUUCCAGGAACAGCUGCUUUUAAGGAAAUCUGCCCUGGUGGAAUGGGUUAUACGGUUUCUGGCCCUCACAGAAACAAGCUAUAUCAUCACCCUGCAGUUAGAGUACAGCCACCUGUCAUUGGCAAGACCCCGAUUACUCAACCUGUUGCUAAAGGUACUUCUCCUCCACCUCUCCCAGCAAAGGAAGAGCCGGUGGAGGCACUGACCUUCUCACAGAAAAGUGAGCCUGACAUGGCUGUGCAAGAAGUGGCAACUGCAGCCCCCGAUCAGGAAUUAGUUUCACUUGAUCAAGAAAAGCAAAUCCUAGAACCUGGACAGCCUCAGCUUUCUCCUGGAAUUUCAACUAUUAACCUGCAUCCACAGUUUCCAGUAGUGAUUGAGAAAACAUCUCCUCCUCUGCCUGUUGAAGUUGCUCCUGAAGUCUCUACUUCGAGUGCAAGUCAAGUAAUUGCACCUACUCAAGUUACAGAAAUCAACGAGUGUACAGUUAAUCCUGAUAUCUGUGGAGCAGGACACUGCAUUAAUUUGCCUGUGGGAUACACCUGCAUCUGCUACGAGGGAUAUAGACUUAAUGAUCAGCAGACAAAAUGCUCUGAUAUUAAUGAGUGUAAUCAGACACCUCAUCUCUGUUCCCUUGGACGCUGUGAAAAUACUGAGGGAAGUUUCCUAUGCAUUUGCCAAGCUGGAUUCAUGGCCAGUGAACAUGGAACUGACUGCGUUGAUUUUGAUGAAUGUUCACGACCUCAUACUUGUGGGGAAGGUUUCUGUAUAAAUACUGUUGGCUCGUAUAGAUGUGAAUAUUGUGACAGUGGGUACCAGAUGAACAGGAGAGGUGAAUGUGAAGACAUUGAUGAAUGCAUGACCCCAACUACUUGUCCGGAUGCACAGUGUAUUAAUGCUCCUGGCUCUUACCAGUGCAUACCCUGUAGAGUGGGAUUCAGAGGCUGGAAUGGACAGUGCCAUGAUAUAAAUGAAUGUCAGUAUGGCAAUCUCUGUGCAAAUGGACAUUGUGAAAAUAUUGAGGGGUCUUUCAGAUGUAUUUGUGGCCAAGGUUUCAAACUCUCUGCAUCAGAGGAUCAGUGUGAAGAUAUAGAUGAAUGCCAGCACAGAUCACUAUGUGUCAAUGGACACUGCAGGAACACAGAAGGGUCUUUCAGAUGUGUUUGUAGCCAAGGUUACGUGCUGUCUGCUACUGGAGAUCAGUGUGAAGAUAUUGAUGAAUGCCUUCAAGACGGCGAUAUUUGCCUUGGAGGAAACUGCGUGAAUACCGACGGAUCUUACAAAUGCUCUUGUCUAGAUGGCUUCCAGGAGGUAGCCAAUAGGGGAUGUCAAGAUAUCAAUGAAUGUGAGAGAUCUGACCUCUGUUCACCUCAUGGAGAGUGUCUAAACACAGAUGGUUCCUACCAGUGCAUAUGUGAGCAGGGCUUUUCUGUGUCUGCGGACGGCCGAACCUGUGAAGACGUUGAUGAAUGUGUGAAUGGCACAGUGUGCGGCAGCCACGGGUUCUGUGAAAACAUGGAUGGCUCCUACCGCUGCCUCUGUUACCAGGGCUAUCAGGACUCACAGGAUGGGCAAGGGUGUACAGAUGUGAAUGAAUGUGAAAUGCUGAGCGGGGUAUGUGGCGAAGCCCUCUGUGAAAACGUCGAUGGUUCUUUCCUGUGCCUGUGUUCUGAUGAAAACCAGGAGUACGAUCCCAUGACCGGACAGUGUCGAUUCCGUACCUCACCAGAAUUGCCAAUAGAGCCUGAUCAACAUGAAGAUGGAAAGAAGGAGUGCUACUACAAUCUGAACGAUGCUAACUUCUGUGACAAUGUGCUUGCGUCCAAUGUAACCAAACAAGAAUGCUGCUGUACUUUGGGUGCUGGCUGGGGUGAUAACUGUGAAAUCUUCCCAUGCCCUGUCUUUGGAACUGCUGAAUUCACUGAUUUGUGUCCUGAAGGGAAAGGCUUCAUUCCCUCUGAAGAAUCAUCUUAUGGGCUUCUUGCUGAGAAUUACAAAGAUGCUGACGAAUGCCAGCUCUUUGGACAAGAAAUCUGUAAAAAUGGCUUCUGUUUGAAUACACAGCCAGGUUAUGAGUGCUACUGCAAACAAGGCACAUACUAUGACCCUGUUAAGCUCCAGUGCUUUGACACAGAUGAAUGUCAGGACCCAAACAGCUGCAUUGAUGGCCAGUGCAUUAACACAGAAGGAUCUUACAACUGUUUCUGUACACACCCAAUGGUUUUGGACGCAACAGAAAAGCGAUGCAUCAGACCAGCAGAUUCAAGUGAACAAACUGAAGAAACUGAGGUCUACCAGGAUCUUUGCUGGCAGCAUCUAAGUGACGAUUUUGUCUGUAGUCGACCUCUGGUUGGAAAGCAGACUACAUACACUGAGUGCUGCUGCUUGUAUGGUGAAGCCUGGGGCAUGCAGUGCGCCUUGUGUCCGAUGAAAGAAUCAGAGGAUUAUGCCCAGCUGUGCAACAUUCCUGUUCCAGGAUCUCGACGGCCAUAUGGACAAGAUGCUUUGGUUGACUUUGAGGAGCACUACACUCCAGAAACUAAUCCAUACUUCAUUGAAGAUCGUUUUCUGAACAGCUUUGAGGAGUUACAAGCAGAGGAGUGUGGUAUUCUGAACGGAUGUGAAAAUGGCCGAUGUGUGAGAGUCCAGGAAGGCUACACCUGCGACUGCUUUGAUGGUUAUCACCUGGACAUGGCCAAGAUGACUUGCGUUGAUGUGAAUGAGUGCAAUGAGCUGAACAACAGGAUGUCUCUCUGCAAGAACGCCAAAUGCAUUAACACAGAAGGUUCGUACAAGUGUUUGUGUCUCCCAGGGUACGUACCUUCAGACAAGCCAAACUACUGCACACCACUGAACUCAGAACUAGACAGUGAACUGGAGUAGAGGAAAAUCUCCAUAUCCUAAGCCCAUAUACUCUGCACUGUAUAAAGAAGAAAAAG